ACCGGGUCAGACAUCUGUGGAUUCUUUCAAGAUGCUCAGUAUGAGAUGUGUGUUCGCUGGAUGCAGCUGGGUGCCUUUUAUCCCUUCUCCAGGAACCACAACACCAUUGGGACCAGGAGACAAGACCCUGUAUCCUGGGAUAAAAACUUUGAGGAUAUUUCCAGAAGUGUGCUGGAGACCAGAUAUACUCUGUUGCCAUAUCUUUACACCUUGAUGUACAAAGCCCAUAAGGAGGGCAACACAGUUGUGCGGCCUCUUCUCCAUGAAUUUCUGGCAGACCGGGAGACCUGGAACAUAGACAAACAGUUUCUGCUGGGUCCAGCCUUCUUAGUCAGCCCUGUGCUGGAGCUUAAUGCCAGAAAUGUCAAUGCAUAUUUCCCUAAAGGCCUGUGGUAUGAUUAUUACACG
This is a messenger RNA of Grammomys surdaster, 408 nucleotides long. Its product is annotated as maltase-glucoamylase, intestinal-like. Gene Ontology annotation, biological process: carbohydrate metabolic process. The transcript has 4 exons. The record is from RefSeq and is a predicted model, not a curated record. Lineage: Eukaryota; Metazoa; Chordata; Mammalia; Rodentia; Muridae. Gene Ontology annotation, molecular function: alpha-1,4-glucosidase activity. The annotation marks the transcript as partial.